CCUAGAUAAAGAAUGGAGAGAUGACGUACCUUCUAGUGAUGCACGUUUCAUGUCGCCGCACAUUUCACUCACAGCAUGGGAGUGAGAAGAUGUAACCAUCUGACUCGUAUAUUGGCUACAGUGCGUCCCACUUCGGACCCAGCGAGUAAAGACUGGGCGAGGAGGGUAGCUAAAUAACCGACAAAAUUUCUCAUCCCUGCGAGUUCGAGUUUUUGGUUGGAGGUUAUGUGUCAGUCGUCAGUCAACAGAGUCAACACACAGACAUACAGUGUGAUUAAGAUGGCAACACGGAAAAGAAGUGGCUCCGGCUCUAAAUGGCAAUUAAAGGAAAAAGUUGUUCAAAUGUAUGAAUGCUUUUUCAAGGGUGAAGAUCCAACAAAAACAAAUUCCAAUUUUUGGGAUGAGCUGUUUCUUUUAAAACCAAAGGUACCUCAACUAGAGGCUGAGAUUCAGAAAUUAAAUAUUGAUCAGCUGCUUCAACUCAAAGAAAAUAUACAUACUCUCUUUCAUCAAUGUGUUGAGACUUUGAGUCACGGGCACCAUAUAAGGGUUGUAUAUGCAUUACAGACCUUAUGUGCACUUAUUGAUUCCAUCUACAAAAAGACUAGUGGUGUCUCAGGUUUUGAUAUAAUAAAUACCUUGAUGGGCUUUGAUCAGGCAGAAUUGCGGAUGCAAGGUUUAAUGGAUCACUUGAAUAAUUUUCUAAGUGGUGAGUUCCCAGCCAGCCUAAAAACUUUAUGCUUGAAACUUCUUUUGGUCCUGGUAACUGGGACUGAAAAUGUAAGUCAAAACACCCUACUGGAGUAUGUCAUGAUCAACAGUGUUUUUGAAAGCCUAAUUCAGCUUUUGUGUAAUCCUCAAUCUAGAGCAGCACAUGGGCAUGAUGCUGUUCUUCUUCUAACCCUCCUAGUAAAUUACCGUAAAUAUGAGGCCGCAAACCCUUAUAUUGUGAAGCUCUCAAUCUUGGAUGAUGAGCUUGCCUUAAAUGGUUAUGGGCAGGUGAUAACUGCUUCUCUAUCAGAAUUCUGUCACCAAUUUGCUGCCCAGCAUCAAGAGAAUCAUUCUGCAGGUUGGCUCUCUUCACUUACUAACAUGGUGGGCAGCAUGUUUGUCUCUGAAGAAGGAGGCGUUCGGACACAGCAGAUCAGGGCCAAUAAUGCUGUCUUGGUUGCUUUAUAUGAAGGGGUACAUUUGAACCGUAAUUUUAUUACAACUCUAGCACAUACCCAAACAGAUGGCAGUCUUCCUCCCUCACCAAGUAACACACUAGCCGCGCACACCACCCCUCCCUCUGAUUCGAGUGCUCAAUUGCCUGCCUUUGAUGUGAUGGCUGAACCUUCCAAUCUUCUUGUAACUUUCUUCCAGUACUGCUCUAUUGUCAUGCAAGAUACCAAGUGUGAAUCAAGUAUGAACAGCGUAAAAUUGUGUUUCCUAAUUCUGACCUGCAUAUCUGAAGACCAAUAUGCAAAUUCAUUAAUGCAUGAUGCCAAUUUGACAUUUAAAGUUCUUUUACACCGUUUACCUAUGAGGCAUCGUAAGGUCACAACUGAAAGGACUUCACCAUCUCAGCCUCUUGCUGCAACUUUACUUGACCUUUUAGUGGAAUUUAUCAUGUCCCACAUGAUGAAGAAGCUCCCAAUGGAGUUGUAUCUUCUUUGUGUUGGAGUUGCACAUCGUCUUAUUUGUUAUCAAAAGAGAUGUAGGGUGCGUCUAACAUAUCAAUGGAAAGAAGUGUGGUCAUCAUUAAUUAGUCUCCUUAAAUUUUUGGUGAACAAUGAAAACCACCUAGCAAGGAAAAUGAACAUUUUUCAUCUUGCUGUACAGGUUGUUAAUAUAUUUAAUCUAUUCAUUACUUAUGGAGACACAUUCCUUCCUUCACCUGGAAGUUAUGAUGAACUUUACUACGAACUCAUUCGGAUGCAACAUGUUUUUGAAGAUCUCUAUUCUAUGGCACUUCGAUAUUCAAGUUCUGAUGGUGAUCUGAAAGAAAAUGCUUUAAAGCUAACAAGCUGUCUUAGUAAUGUCAGGGCAAUUAUCAACCAUUUCUCACCUAAAAUAGAAGCCUGGCUAACAAACCAGAGUCUUUCAACACCAUCAGAGGAUCAGAUCUUGGAAGUUGUUCGGAAAAACUAUGACAGUUUAACAUUGAAAUUGCAAGAUAGUUUAGAUACCUAUGAAAGGUAUACUGAAAAGCCACGACAUGCUCAAUUCUUCACAGCAAUGGUUCGUAGCGUUGUGAAUGACACAAGGCAGAGUAUUGAUUUUGCAUCCAUGGACUUACAAAGUAUUCUCCAUGAGUUUUCUUCAAUUUCGUGACAUGCUACUUUAGGUCAUGAUUUUGUAACAAGCAAAUUAAAGGGGUUCAUUACCCAUUAUCUUUCAAUGAUGAGAUAGUCUGUUUUCAAAACUGCUUGACAUCACCAAAGCUGAAUGAAAUAUUGAUGUAAUUUGAUUGUAGUUGCAUUGGAGGUAUAUUUUUAUGUCAGAGUUAUAUUUUUAAAGUCCAGAUGUUGAAAUAUGUAAUCUAGAAAGAAAACAAAUAGUAUGAAAAAGAAAAUGCUUACUAAUGAGUUUAGUUUUCAAUAUCCAUUGUUUAAUUAACUGCUGUGAUUAGAAAGUAUGAACCAGCCAGCCUUCAGAUCAAAUAACUAUUUGUGUCAUUUUGCUAAUCUUAAGCAAUUGUUGUUCCCCUUCCUGGAGACCUUUACCAUACCUGACUACUGAAAGAAAAGACUGUAACCUUUUUAAAUGUAGGUAAUUAUAAAGUCCAUAAUGAUGAA
Molecule: messenger RNA, 2780 nt
Organism: Frankliniella occidentalis (western flower thrips)
Lineage: Eukaryota; Metazoa; Arthropoda; Insecta; Thysanoptera; Thripidae
Product: armadillo-like helical domain-containing protein 3
Exons: 15
Coding region: 226-2316 (696 amino acids)
Biological process (GO): regulation of Golgi organization
Cellular component (GO): cytosol
Source: RefSeq, a predicted model, not a curated record